GAGAGAGGGAUCGACAUUGUGGUCGUUUCGCAAGCAUGACCAACUUCGCUAAAAAACAUUGCCGGACAAUUAAGCUUGAACGCCAGCCUUGGCAGCUGUCACCUACACACCCAUUUGAUGGACCCUGACACUCUGUCAACAAUCUCUGUGCAUGGAAUGCAUGAUACAUCCAGCUGUCCUGUGCCAUUGAGUUCAGCUCUCCCCAGGAUUUCCAACUGGUUUACUGCAAACCAUUCGUCAGUCUUUCACUGCCCAGCCCAAAUCGUAAUUGCAUCCCAGAUGGGCGGUUUACUACGUAAACUCCAAUGCAAGCACUUCCCUCCCCCUGAUCAUCAUCCAGCCAUCGCCAUUCGGUCCAGUGUUGUUCACCCAGAGCCGAGAUGCCAAGCACACCAUUAUGGGCCUCGGUCGCUGUUUAGGGAAGGAUGUGCACCCAUUCAGGUUCGACUGCCGUCCUUCUCUUACCGCAAAAGGACGACAGCACUCCGUAGUUAUGGAUCCAAUGUCCAAAGGGAAACGAACAAUGACAUCAAUUGGAUGAGAGGAGGGUCCUCCGUUCAGGGUCCAUGUCGCUCUUUUCCGACGCCCGGUUCUUCCCAAGCCACCUGAAUGAGGUAGAGUACGGAACGGCAUCCAGCAAGUUCCUUAGAUGGAGUCACG
Molecule: messenger RNA, 660 nt
Organism: Aspergillus eucalypticola CBS 122712
Lineage: Eukaryota; Fungi; Ascomycota; Eurotiomycetes; Eurotiales; Aspergillaceae
Exons: 1
Coding region: 118-609 (163 amino acids)
Source: RefSeq, a predicted model, not a curated record